GGUUACCACAGGACACAGGCGGAACAGACCACAACAAGCGCCAUCAACGAGACCGUCCCCGCCGACUUGUGUUGAGCGUAGCGGGCAGCGGGACCUCUUAGCUUCCCUAGCAGACACGCAGCGGCAAUUUUAAAGUGCCGCGGCUUUUUAUGUCUCGGUCGCCGCGUGGACUCGUUGAAGUGACGGGAGCGACCGGGAGCGGUCGGGGUGCAGCCGUGGAUCGAACGACACGCCGCCGCCGCCGCCGGCUACCGGCUGCCGUUACCUGGCUCUCGGGCACGUUUAGAAGCCGAAUGACGCCAAGCUUGACGCUCGACCGGGAUUUCGUGUUAGCUAGCGAUACAAAUUGGAAGCGCUGAAUAGCGACGUUUUGCUUUUAUUUGAUUUUAUGUUUUCGAAUCGGCAGCAGGUACGUUUGGACUCUUUAUAAAGUCAAUACAGACCACGUGUGUCGACAUUUGAAUGUUACGCUAACGGGGUCUUGUUUUUUUGUGCUUUCAUGGACUCGAAGCCCCACCACCACCCCGCGUGUUCAUUUGCCUGGCACUUGUAGCCCCGUGAAUGUAAAAAAAUAAUAAUAAUAAUAAUAACAAAUAACAAUAAAAGAGAAGAGAGAAGAAAACAAGGCAUUAACCGGUGCUGCAAACGGCGCUUCGUGUUAGGGUGAAAGGUCAAAAGGACCGGUCACCUCCCGCUGUCCCUUCGCCCAUCAGUCCUCGAUGAAGAUGUGAACUCCAUCAGCUUCUAUAUUGCGUGUUUGUUUUUCUUACGUUAAAUACCGAGACCAUAAGACAAGGCGCGGGGAUGUACGAAAGCGUGGACGUGGUGGGUUUGAGCCCCAGCCCCCGCAGCCCCACCAGCGGAUCUUUCCUGGGCAUGGACUACUACCACAGACCGCCGGGGUUCGAGCCUGAGAAAGGACUCCUCGCCGGCGUCGGGGGGCUUCAGAGGCCCUUCGGAGGCUCCCUGGUGACCGGCAGGCACUGGAGCGGAUCUUGCCACUCAAUAGAAACUGAAAGCACGAGUUCUGGAGAAGAUUUGCUGGUCACAAGUCCCCCAUCUCCACCACCACCACCGCGCAUCUACAAGCCUUGCUUUGUAUGUCAGGAUAAAUCUUCAGGAUACCACUAUGGAGUCAGUGCAUGUGAGGGCUGCAAGGGGUUCUUUCGGAGGAGCAUCCAGAAAAACAUGGCGUACACUUGUCAUCGAGACAAAGUUUGUGUCAUAAACAAAGUGACACGCAACCGGUGUCAGUCCUGUCGACUGCAGAAAUGCCUUGAUGUUGGAAUGUCCAAGGAGUUGGUCCGAAAUGACCGGACGAAGAAGAAGAAGCAGGUGGAAGUGGAGGUCUACGUCUUGUCGGCAGAAACAGAGCAGAUGAUCGAGCAAGUUCGUCGUGCACACCGAGACACAUUUCCCUCUCUUGGUCAGCUGGGAAAGUACACUACGAGCAACAGCGCCGAGCAUCGUGUGCCCCUUGAUGUCAACCUUUGGGAUAAGUUUAGUGAACUGUCCACCAAAUGCAUUAUAAAGACGGUGGAAUUCGCCAAGCAGCUUCCCGGCUUCACAACGUUAACCAUUGCGGACCAGAUCACCCUUCUCAAAGCUGCCUGCCUCGACAUAUUGAUUUUGAGGAUCUGCACACGCUACACCCCAGACCAGGACACCAUGACCUUCUCAGAUGGUCUGACUCUCAACCGCACACAGAUGCACAACGCCGGGUUUGGGCCGCUCACCGACCUAGUGUUCUCCUUCGCUAACCAGCUGCUCCCACUGGAAAUGGAUGAUGCAGAAACUGGAUUACUUAGUGCCAUCUGCCUACUCUGUGGAGACCGUCAGGAUCUGAAGGAGUCAGACAAAGUGGAUGUUCUUCAGGAGCCAAUGCUGGAAGCUCUGAAGCUCUAUGUCCGGAGGAGGAGGCCUGACAAACCUUGUAUGUUCCCCAAGAUCCUGAUGAAGAUUACUGACCUUAGGAGCAUCAGCGUGAAGGGAGCAGAACGAGUGAUCACACUGAAAAUGGAGAUACCCGGCUCCAUGCCUCCACUCAUCCAGGAAAUGCUGGAGAACUCUGAGGGACUCGAGGGCCAAGGUGCCGGAGGAGGGAAGGGACGAGACAGCGUUGGAAGAGAACCGGAGCAAACAAAGCGGCAAAUUUCUACUACUCCGUCCCCGAUGUCCGUUCCCUCUCCCAGCCGGAGCCCCCGAGCCAGAUCUCCCUCCCCCUGAAUUUCCACUCCUCGUACCUCUGCAUUGCACAGCACCACCGUUCGGCAGUAUGUGGCACUGCUAGAGCACCAUCCAGGCAACAAGAUUGAUGUGGAGUAACUGUACAUUUCAUCAAUGGAGUCUGAAUGUCUGAACCCAUCAACUUCAGUGGUGACGUGUGGAUGUGCACAGUGUUAAUUAAACUGUGCUCGAUUAUGAGCUGCAGAUUGGAUGUGUGACACUUUUUGCCUGCCUAAAUUAUGCUGUUGGAACGACAGUAUUGUCACAUUGUCAAGACAAAUUGCUUUGAUGCAUUUAUAUGAUUAAACUCUCAAACAAAAUCUUUUUGUAAUGAUCACAUAGAUUAUUUGUUGUUUUUUUCUGCUAUUUGGCUGCACUUGUCUGACUUCUCAGUAACAGGACAUUGUCAGAUGUGGACAGAUUUGAUGAAGGAUUACGGGGGUCGUCUAUAUAUAGAUGAUAACCCUCUUAUGCAUUUUUCUCUUGUAAAAAGCCAUGCGUGUUAUGCAAAAUCAGUGUGUACUUUACGUAAAAGAUGCUGUGACAGACUGGCAAAAGAUAUUUUCUUAACUGUACGUGUAUAUAUACAUUAUAUAUUUGAUCUCCCCAAAGCGGCUGACACUGUCAAGUUCUUCCUUCAAUAUAUCCCCAACUCCCUCACCCCCCAACACACACAUCGGGGGGGGGGAGAAUCUUGCGUGAAUCAAUUUUGUAGCCUCAUCAAAAUGAAAAAUGUAUUGCAGCUGAAAGCAAAUAUACUUCUGUGUAUCGAUCUGUAGCAUCUGCGAGCAAAUACAUCAGGGGCUUGUUUCAAAAUGCAGCAAACAACUCAUGUAUUUAAAAACGCUCAACCUGUAGGUGAGCACUUUAAUCGAACCAGACUGUGAUAUCAUGAGUGCAUGUCAAGCAUAUCUGAGUAUGUCUGUACUUGUACCACUGUGUACCACUUUGUAUCAGUUCACACUGCCACUGGCUCACUUUGUAUACAUUGCUACUGCCAGGUCCAAAUCUUUUUCCAAUUCCAGUGUUUUCCUUAUGAAAGUGGACCGAUUAUUUGUGUUUCCAGCGCUGGAGUAGUAUUGCAUGAUUAACCUUUUGGAAACUUUUGUUUUAAACUAUAUCGGAUGUCUAUCAUCCUCUCAUUUUAGCUUCUGCCUCUUUAAGCCCCCAAGCCUGUAUUUGUGUAACAAGAGUUAGCAUUUUUCUUCCUAUAUAUAUAUAUAUAUAUAUAUAUAUAGGUAAUAAUAGGUUCCCUUUAAUGUAUGCUAUAGUUAAACUCAAAGGACAGAGGAUAAACACAUGCGCGAAUCAAUAAAAUACAUGAUUUUCUACUUAAAUCCAAAAAUGUGUGUAUACUGUAUGUGUGCACGCUCUUUGGUGGUCAUUGUUAAAUGCUACAUUCUGCAUUUGUUACAUCAUUUUGAUAUACCAGAGCCAUUUACAAAUAUUACACAUCUCUAAUCAGCCGUCCUACCUGAUUUGUGUUUGCUUUUACUGUUGCUUGCAGCACAAAGUAAAAUGCAGGUCAUUUAAAAUGUCAGUCUGAAGAAGCUUGUACAGUACAUGAAAAAAUGAGGGGCACAAUA
Phycodurus eques (leafy seadragon) is the source of this 3812-nucleotide messenger RNA. Its product is annotated as retinoic acid receptor alpha-B-like. Gene Ontology annotation, cellular component: transcription regulator complex; nucleus. The transcript has 9 exons. Gene Ontology annotation, molecular function: nuclear receptor activity; zinc ion binding; RNA polymerase II cis-regulatory region sequence-specific DNA binding. The coding region runs from base 805 to 2226 and encodes 473 amino acids. Gene Ontology annotation, biological process: cellular response to corticotropin-releasing hormone stimulus; regulation of transcription by RNA polymerase II; retinoic acid receptor signaling pathway. Lineage: Eukaryota; Metazoa; Chordata; Actinopteri; Syngnathiformes; Syngnathidae. The record is from RefSeq and is a predicted model, not a curated record.